AUGGCACCCGCCAGCUCCUCGUGGCUGCUCGAUGCCGUCAUUCGUCCCUCGCUCUCCGCCGUCCUCCCAACGGACCUCGCCGUUUCCCUCCGUCAUUCCCUCCUCAAUCCCCUCCUUCCUCUCUCCGACUCGCCGUAUUUCACGGCGGCUGUGACGCUCGCCGAGCGGACGCAUCAGCAGCUGCACGACGCCGGAUUGGCCUUUCAGAGUAUCCCCUUCGAUCUUAUCAUUAUUGGCCACGCGCUUGCCACGUCAGCAGCCGUGCGGAUCCCCCUGCUGCGACGCCAUUGGCUGCUGUGCUUCUGGGCGUCGUUCUUCACCGGAUAUGGCGGAGGAACGCUCACCUCCCUCCUCCUGCAUGAUCACUUUGUGUGGCUGCGCAACGACUCCGUCCUCCUGCUCUUCGCCCUCUGCUGGUGGGUCAUCACAUACUCUCCAUACGACGUGGGGAGUCGCCUCUAUGCCCUCACACCUGUCAAGCUACUAGCACGGGUGACAGCAAGCAUAGCGCGCACAGGCGUCGUCAUUUCCAGAGUUGACAGGGCAGUUGUGCUGUUUGGGAAGCAUGCUGUGGUGGCUCCAGUCUUCAUUGGCACUCUCGCAGGCUGUGGGGGCCGUCUCAUCUUGGACCUCGUGCUCGCCCUCCUCACUGCAUCGCCUCCCUCUCGCGCUGAGCUGCUCUACCCUUCCUGGCUCUCCCGCUCGGCAUGCAUCAUGGCAGUGGGCUACACUCUAGCCGUCCACUGGGCUGCCUGCUGCACCUCCCAGGCUGCCUUUGCUGCCAUCGCCUCCCUACUC
This is a messenger RNA of Closterium sp. Naga37s-1, 798 nucleotides long. Lineage: Eukaryota; Viridiplantae; Streptophyta; Zygnematophyceae; Desmidiales; Closteriaceae. The record is from the annotation of a GenBank genome assembly.